This is a messenger RNA of Bursaphelenchus okinawaensis, 3145 nucleotides long. NCBI's taxonomy places the organism in Eukaryota, Metazoa, Nematoda, Chromadorea, Rhabditida, Aphelenchoididae. The record is from the annotation of a GenBank genome assembly.
AUGUCACCGAAACCAGAUGCCCAACAGAUAGCCCAGCUGUCUAUGCCUUCCUAUUGUAUCAAGUCGAUUGGCAGCAGACAUUUCCUAGUCGGUGGAGGUGGUGGAGCAGCUAAGACUGGAGUCAAAAAUGAGAUUCAAGUAGGUUUCUUGUGCAUAAUGUGUUUUGUUUUUAGAAUUUCGACGAACUAUCUUUAAAACUAGUAAUUAUAUCGAGAAUGUUGUCCAAAAUCUGUUUCUAAAUAUGUUACUCAAUCUGUAUAAGAUGUUUAAACGUAUGUUUUAGGUAUAUUUAUUAACUUACAAUUCACUUUCGUCUCUUAAAUCGUCUACUAUGCCUAAUCUACGAGCUAAAAUGGUUUCUUCGAUUGAUACUAAAGCACGGAGUAAUAUGAAUUGUGAUGUCUAUACCAGAAUAGAAAAUGGCAAACAGAUUUUUAUUGCUGCUGCGGGACAGGAUGAGGUAAAAUUCUGCAAAGUUUUACUGCUUGAUUUAAAUGUAAAUUAUUGGGUUGAAGAGCAAUGGGGAUUGUUGGAUAAUUUUUGAAAAGUUUAGGUAAUAAUUUUAACUUAUUUUAGUAUUGCCAAUUGUAUGUGGCUCAGGGGUAUGACAUAUGUGAUCAAGAAGAUGAACUCGAAUCUCCAGCGCAACUCACAUUAAACUUCAAGCCAUUGUUCAAGAUUAUAACAGACUUUGCCAACUCGGAUCCUUAUCAGGUAACAAAGCAUUUCGGUUAAUUGUUUUAUCGCUUAAUACCGUUAAAAUUUAAUAUUUAUUGAAAAAAACUUAUUUCGACUUUCCUAACUUUAUAAAAUUUGCAGAAAUGUGUUCGUUUUGACCGUUCACAAGGUCAAUACAUACGAGCAGCUACUGGGGGUACAGAUGGCUACGUACGUGUUUGGGAUGUUGGUACGAUACUUUCAAAUCCAGAUCCUCGAAUUGAACAUAAACCGCAAAUUGAAUUUAGGAUUCUGGACGAGAACAAGGUUGAGGUUGACGACUUGGACAUAUCAUUAUGUGGAAGAUACAUUUCCACAGUUUCUGCCAAAGAGUCUGCUCUUUGGGAUAUGAGCAAUGGAAAGAAAUUAUGUGUGGUGCAGGUUCCACAACACUUGGUCAAAGAUUUUAAGGUAAGUCUUUCAAAUAGCAAGUUUAUGUUCUCUUAAUGAGAAGUUGUGUCUUUAGAUUUAAAAGAAAGAUUUUUUGUAUUUGUAUUUAUGUAUGGCUUAUUUAGGUACGAUCAAUAAGGUUUACUGAAUGGGGACGUCACUCGACAGUGUUUGCUGUAGCGUUUCAACAACGCCAACGAACGUCAAAACAAGUGUCAUAUAUUGGGUUGUUUGGGUAUAACGCGGAAAGGAAAGCCAUUCACGGCUUUGAAUUGAAUGAAGUUUGCAAAGAAGUAAGGCUUUAAUAGGUUGUUUUGAAGUUUAAGAACCGUAUUAUUAUUGCAAUAAUACUACGGUUCUAUUAUGUAGUUAUAAACGUUUUUUUAUAAACACGGCAUUUUCAGGCCGUAUCUUGCAUGUCCAUUAACUCACAAUCGCAGCACUUGGCAAUCGGCACUAUGGAAGGCUCAGUGUAUUGCUUCAACUCACAAUUAAAACCCAUCUACACAGCCAUUGGAGCUCACAAAAGUUUUGUCACAGCAGUAGAGUUCCUUCCAGAUGCACAGAUCGAAGCCGGACCCUCUGAUGGACCCAAAGUGGAGCUUCCUGGGCCAGGAGCUGACGCGAAAUGCAUAAUGUUGUCUUUGUCGGUGGAUCAAAUGGUAAAGUCUCACCGUGUUCCGUGGCCUAGAUCGAUUCCGUUCACACAAAGCGUAUUCAAACUGAGUAUCUACGUGCUUAUCCUGUAUAUUUUCCUAGAACACUUUAUUCCUCUUCUUUAUUAAUUUAUGGUUGUUAGGAACUUUAUUUAUUAUAUUUAAUUAUAGUUUUAAAAACUACUGUGAUAUUUGAUAUUGAAAUCAUAAUAAACCUGGUACACUUGUGACAUGCCAAAACGAAGACGGAUGUAGGUUUUUACGUAAACUAUUUAAUUUUCAGUGUGGAGGUCCGAAAUAAUACGGAUUGAAUAUUAAAUUUUUCAGAUUUACAUUUAAAAUUUGUUAAGAUUACUCUAAUUUUCGAUUUUUUUGGCCUUCAAUUCCGAAAAGUGUACAUAAUAGACGUCGUUAGGUCCCGCAACGAAAAAGCAACGAAACGCCAAAUAUACGGUAAACGGACGGAAAAAAUGAAGAAAAGAGAUUUUAUAGGAAAUUUUUGCAAAAUUUUAUAACAAUUGGAAGUUUAUGUAGUUUUGAAUUGUAAAUAUGUUACUUUCGCGAGUUUUGUGUUAUUCCGGGUCUGCGAUUGUCUAUAUUUUGCUAUUUCAGGGUCCACUUUAUUUGUACCUUCGUUAAAAAUGGUGCGAAUGAACGUCUUGGCCGAUGCCUUGAAGAGUAUCAACAAUGCUGAAAAGCGUGCUAAGCGUCAAGUUAUUAUCAGACCAGCCUCAAAGGUUAUUGUCAGAUUCCUCACCGUCAUGAUGAGACACGGUAAGAAUUUUAUAUUAUUUUUGUUUUGCUUUUAGGAUUUCGCUUGUGGUAAUUAAAACCGACUGGCUUUUAUUAUGCUGUUAGUUGUAAAUGGGUACUUUCUUAUAUUAGUACUUUCUUAACUUUGGGUUUAAAUUUUUCUCGAUAUUUUUCAAAGAUAAUUUUUUGUUGCCUAAAUCUGCUUUGGGAUUUUAAGGAAAACUGUUUUAAAAUGGAUUUUUUCUGGCUGUUUUUAUACAAUUUUAUCAAUAUAGGUUUGGAAACUGGAAAUUAACCAAGCAUCUACUUUAUUUAUGCGUUAAGAUUUCUAAAUGAAUUUUCGACACAAACUUAAUCAUUGUUUUGCAGGAUACAUUGGAGAAUUCGAAGUUGUGGACGACCACCGUGCUGGCAAAAUCGUUGUGAACCUUACCGGAAGAAUCAACAAGUGCAGCGUCAUCUCUCCCCGCUUCGACAUCGCUAUCCGUGACUUGGAGAAGUACUGUACCACCUUGUUGCCAUCUCGUCAGUUUGGUUACAUCGUACUCACCACUUCAGGAGGUAUUAUGGACCACGAGGAAGCUCGCCGAAAACAUCUUGGUGGUAAAAUUCUGGGAUUCUUCUUCUAA